AUGACGAGGAUCUCUGCUCUUAUUGCAGCUGCGCUGUCCGCCUCGGGAGCUCAGGCCUACCCCCAUGCUCCCCGCCAGGCCAAUGCUUCCUGGCCGGGUUUUGCCGGCCUGCAGUACUGGUUCUCAUUCGGUGAUAGCUACACACAAACUGGUUUUGACGUGAGCUCGACUCAGCCUAGUGCUGAGAAUCCCUUUGGCAACCCAACAUACCCCGGCUGGACUUCCUCCAACGGGCCCAACUGGGUCGGAUACCUCACCUACAAGUACAACGCCUCCUUGCUUCAGACAUACAACCUUGCGUAUGGAGGCGCCACGGUUGACAGCGAUCUUGUUGCACCCUAUGCGGAUACCGUUAUCUCGCUCAAGCAGCAAAUCCAGGACGAGUACUUGCCCAAGUAUGGAGCUGAUGGCGCCAGCAAGGUCUGGCAGAGUGACAACACUCUCUUCAGUGUCUGGAUCGGCAUCAACGAUGUUGGAAACAGCUACUGGUCUCAGAAUUCCACCCUGAUCGACGCCAUCUUCACUGAGUAUAGUGGCUUGGUUGACCAGCUUUACACCAGCGGUGCUCGCAACUUCCUCUUCCUCAACGUACCACCUCUUGAGCGCACGCCUCUUACCACUGGCCAAGGCAGUGACAGCAUCAACCUCGAGAAGCCUGCUGUCGUUGACUUCAACGACCGCAUCUCCAACCUUGCCUCAUCCCUUCAGGAAAAGCACACCGAUGCGACUGUCUUCCAAUUCGAUGCCCACACGCUCUUCAACCAGAUUCUGGAUGAUCCCUCGAGCUACACUCAGACCGCCGGUCUUAAGAACACGACUGGUUACUGCGCCGACUACGAGAACGGUACGGACGAGCAGAACACGACCAUCGCAGCCUGCGGCGCCGCCGUGAACGAGUACUUCUGGCUCAACAGCUUGCACCCGACCUUCCCCGUGCACGAGGCCGUGGCUUCGGAACUCUCUAAGCAGCUGAAGAGCACUGAAUGA
Lasiodiplodia theobromae is the source of this 987-nucleotide messenger RNA. RefSeq names its product Lipase GDSL. The record is from RefSeq and is a predicted model, not a curated record. The transcript has 7 exons. Bases 1 to 987 code for a protein of 328 amino acids. Gene Ontology annotation, molecular function: hydrolase activity, acting on ester bonds. Lineage: Eukaryota; Fungi; Ascomycota; Dothideomycetes; Botryosphaeriales; Botryosphaeriaceae.